Molecule: messenger RNA, 1358 nt
Organism: Stylophora pistillata
Lineage: Eukaryota; Metazoa; Cnidaria; Anthozoa; Scleractinia; Pocilloporidae
Molecular function (GO): calcium ion binding
Source: RefSeq, a predicted model, not a curated record
AUGAAGGAAAGACUCUACAACCUAUUUUUUUCAGAAACGGAUGAAUGUAAGUCCAAUCCAUGUCUUAACGGUGGAACAUGUGUGGAUGGAGUUUACAACUUUACUUGUGUGUGUCCAAGCGCGUUCGAUGGAAGGCGUUGUGAAGCUGUUUCAAGAACGUCGUGCAAAAAUCUCCUGGCAGCUGGUUCUACCUCAAGUGGAUCAUAUUCUUUGAAAGUCAAUAGCAAUUCUUUUCAGGUAUAUUGUGACAUGUAUAACAAUGGCGGUUGGACUCUCAUCUCUCGUUUCUCAAAUAAUGAUGGUAAAAACUGGGUCAAAUACAGCGGGGACUGGUGGUACGACCGCACAUCUUCUUACGGCAGCGUUACCAGCACUUCAAGCAACUACGACAUGAUAUCCCCUGCAUUCUGGCUAGUCAAAGGCGAUUACGUCAAAAUAACCCGAAGCGAUGACAGCUCCAACACAGCCUUGUUAGCAACCAGAAGCUGCAUUGGAGGGAGAACCUUCAGGAGUUUCUUAGCAAGUUACGGUAACUUCAGAAAUGGUGCUGUCUGGAACAAUAAUGCGUGUCGCAAAAGUUGUUACAUCUACAAUUAUGGUGGCAGCUAUUCUUCUACAACGGGUUUCAGUCAAAUGCACUGCAGCAGCAAUCUUAAAAGUAGUCGUUACCUGUCAUUCUGGUGUGACUGGGAUACUGGUGAUGGAGCAGUGAUGAUGAUCGGUGGAGGAGGAGAUGGCUGUAAAAGGGCAGAUCAUGGGAUUGCUAUCACAGAAGAAAAUGCUGCCCGGUUUAGCAGUAACCCUAGCGGCUGCGAAAGAGACUUUGGUGAUGACUGCAGCUACGAUAACCACUACUCUCUCAAUCUGUGGAUUAAAUAGUUAGAUGGUGUCGUCCGUUUUUGUAUGCAUCUUGGAACACAUUGGCAAGUCUCUUAGAAGCUAACAUGCAUUGAAGAGCUUUUGAUUAAACCCAACCUCGUUACAAAAGCUAUUGUGAUCGUGAUAGUGAAACUCGUUAAAGAAGCUGCUUGGCGCAAAAUAUGUCAUAUUUUUGGCGAACUUUUACCAAAUAGUAAACAAGUGUGUUAGUUUUAAAAACAUAAGACUAUAAUCCUUUAUAGAUUACAAUACUGUUUUGCCUUUGCUUUAUAAUGUAGAAUCACUUUUCAGCUAUGAGCAUCUUAUAGUAAAUGCAUUGAGAGAAGGAAAGCAUAUACGACGACACCAUUGCAAAAUGGGUUGAAUAAACUUUUUCUAGAAUUUAAUGCAUUGUAACCUCUUUGACGCUCAAAGUGGUGAGGCUAAGAAAGGGAACUAUAAACACCCCCUCAAUUUCAAUAAAUUGCUUCACAAAUAAA